GAGGGAGUCCCUGACGACUCCGUCCAGUUCACUUUCACUUAUGCUCAGGCAUUGUUGACAGCCUCCUCACCGCCUUCCCCGGCGGACGGCGGCCUCCCCAAGUCGCCAGAUCGCCCUUUGGCCGCUCUUCGUUCCCCCCUGAUCCAGCCUCCCCCUCGUGGACAAUGUCCAAAUCCACCGCCGGCCCAGUCAAUGGGCACGUGGUGACUCCGUCGUCGCCGUCAGCCCUGCGUCGCCCUGCGUCCUCGUCGGUUCCCGCGCCGGAUAUCUUCAAUGCCAGCUCCGUCGCCGAGAUCAAGGCCACUUUGUCGCACCUGCACGACCAGGAGGCGUCGGUCACGGCCCGUCUAGACGCUCUCGUCGCCUCCCAGAAGGAUUUCUCGCGAGAGCUGGGCCGAUUGGAUUUGUUGCGAGCCAACCUGGGCUCUCAGACCAGCACCACGCGCUCCAUCAGCCAUGGCAUGCUCUCCAAUGCCGCGGCCACCGCAGAUCGCAUCUCAAGCGCCGUCCGUCACCUCGAUCUGGAACAAUCUCGGGUCAAGGCGACGCUGGAGGUUGUGGAGCAGGUUUCCGAACUGAAGGCCUGCGUGCUGGGCGUCGCCGGCUCCAUGGGAGCUCCCCAGGACUGGGAAACGGCGGCAAGCUACCUGAGUCGGGCCUCCAAAAUCCCGUCCGACGUGGUCCAUGGAUCUUUCGCAGCCGAGAUGGUGCCUACCGCCGAGGUGCCGGAUCCGCCCAACGUCACUCUGGACAAUGCGGCCGAGUCGCUCUGUGGCCUGUUCUUGCGCGAGUUUGACAAGGCCGUCAAGGAGGUCAACGGCGCCAAGAUCACUCGAUUCUUCAAGCUGUUCCCCCUGAUCGGUCGCUCGGAGGUUGGCCUCGACGUGUAUGGGCGCUACGUUUGCCAGGGGGUGGCGUCGCGGGCGCGGACCAAUCUCAACGCGGGAACCGGCGCACAGAGCAAGGAUGGCUUCUUCUACGCGAAUGCGCUUACCAAGUUGUUUGAGCACAUCGCUCAAAUCAUUGAUGGCCACGGAGGGUUAGUGGAACGUCAUUAUGGCCCCCGGAAGAUGAAUCGGGUCAUUGAACGGCUGCAGCUCGAGGCGGAUGUUCAAGGUGGAAUCAUCCUCGACACCUGGAGCGAUGAGAGACAUGUCGAUCGCAAGCUCACGGACAUCAAAUCAUAUGCGUUUACUUUCUUGGUGCAAAGUUUCCUGCCCCCGCAACGAAGCACGACUCCACGAUCCAGCUCCCCUGCAACCCGCGAUGGAGCUGCCGAGGACGAGGGUGUGGAUAUGAAAGAAAUCGAUGGGCUUCUCAAUGAAAUGGCCGUCAUGCUAGGCCGCUGGUCUCUCUACUGUCGAUUCUUAGCUGAAACAUGCAAUGCACCUGAAAACGAAGAUCAAUUCACACGCCCACGGUUUCUACAAGACUCGACUCUGAUGAAGAAGGUCACUGAUCGACUUGUGGCCCCCUUCAAUGCCAUGACAACUUUCUUCUUCCGGCGGUCAGUUGAGAAGGCCUUCCAGCUGGAUGAGCAGCCUUCCGGCCUGACCUUGAACCCCCAAAAGCCGCUGAAAGCCGACCCACCUCAUAUCACCUCGGCAGUUGGUGAUAUCAUGUGGAUUGUAAACAAAGUCUUGCAACAAUCUUUGGCUACGUCGCAAAUCGGCGUGGUGACCAAUGUAGUUCCCACGCUAUCCCGAGUCCUUGGCUCGGACUUUAUCGGCAUGACGCAGAGGAAAAUGCGCGAUGAAUGUUACCCGCGAGCCACCGUCCAAGGGGGCCAGCCGCCUGAACAUAUGGUCAUUGCCUUUUUAGUGUUGAUCAACAAUUUGGACGUGGCCGUUGACUACGUCCAACGGGUUGUACAGAAUCAUACCGAGACCAAGAAGAGGACGACGGGUCCCGAAGGUCAGGUUGAAGAGACCGACCAGCUUCACUCUCUGUUCCCCGUCCCCGCGGAAGCCACUCUUGCGACACAGACCCUGCAGACCCUUUCGUCAUCGUUUGAAUCCAAGGUCAACGAUCUUCUGUCGGACGGGAUCCAGGUCGUGUUCAACAACGUUGUCAAGCACCGUCUACGGCCUAUCCUUGCCGAUGCCUUCCGAGACAUCGAAUACCAGCCCGGGGAGGAUAAUGAUCCUACCAGCGCUGCGUACGGCGAGUAUGACCAUCACGACGAAGCGGACGACGACUCGACGACUCGAGCCGAACUCGUGCGUCCCCGCUUCGCAGCCAGCUGGACCGAGCUGCUCCUCCCGCUGUCGCGCAUCCUAACCACGUCGGCUUUCGACCGACUCAUGACCGUCACGGUGGCCUACCUUACUCGCUUGUUGGAGAAACGACUGUGGUCCUACCACGGCCGGGUCAACGCAAUCGGAGCCACGCGACUGGAGCGGGACGUCUCGGGGGUGGCCAGCGCCGCGGUGGACAUUGGCGGUACGUAUGGCGCACCGGGCCGAUACCGGCACCGCGAGGCCUUUGCCCGGUGCAUGCAAAUUGUGCUGGUGAUGGGGAUGGACGAGGACGAGUGGGAGGAUGUCUUGCGGGGAGGGGAGACUGCCGAAGUGGUUGACAAGCUGAAUCGGGAGGAACUUACGCGCAUUCGAGCGAUGGUGAGACGAUGAUCCUGUCAGUAUAAAAAGAAGAGGUCUUUUUUAUUUGUUCGAUUAAGCAUACGUUCAAUUUCCAGACUCGAG
Molecule: messenger RNA, 2702 nt
Organism: Aspergillus steynii IBT 23096
Lineage: Eukaryota; Fungi; Ascomycota; Eurotiomycetes; Eurotiales; Aspergillaceae
Product: Golgi transport complex subunit COG4
Exons: 2
Coding region: 165-2630 (821 amino acids)
Source: RefSeq, a predicted model, not a curated record